Molecule: messenger RNA, 3684 nt
Organism: Closterium sp. NIES-65
Lineage: Eukaryota; Viridiplantae; Streptophyta; Zygnematophyceae; Desmidiales; Closteriaceae
Source: the annotation of a GenBank genome assembly
AUGGCUACCCCUAGUGUCCUAGCUUUUGACGCUGAGGGUCGCGCCAUUGACUUUGAGGUCUGGGUCGACGACCUGCAGCUGUUCUUACAGUGCGACAGAGCAGACGGCCUUUCUCUCUUUGACCUCACUUCUGGUGCCUCUCCUGCCCCUGCUGAUGAUGCUGAUCCCACUGUGCGCUCUCACUGGGCCACCCGCGAUGCUGCUGCACGUCUUGCUGUGCGUCGCCACCUCCCUACAUCUGAGCGCGCGCACUUUAGUCAGUACAAGAGUGCUCAGACCUUGUACGACGCUGUAGUCGCGCGCUACUCCUCCCCUGCCACUGCUGCACUGAGCCGUCUCAUGCUUCCCUACCUCUUUCCUGACCUCUCUGCCUUUCCCACUGUCGCUGACCUCAUUACGCACCUCCGCACUAGUGACACUCGCUACCGCGCCGCCCUUCCUGCUGAGUUCUGCGCCAAGAACCCCCCCCCCAUGUACAUCACUCUCUACUACGUAGUCGCGCGCCUCCCUGACUCUCUUCGCGUAGUCAGGGACCACUUUCUCGCGGUCUGUCCCACCACCCUCACCGUCGACAUCCUCGAGAAGGCCCUACUCGCGGCGGAGAAGAGCAUCGUCGCUGUAGGAGCUUCUCGUGGUGACCCUCGCACCCCCAUCUUUGAGGGGUGCUCUCCUUCCCCCCUCCUGCCCUCUGUUGCCUCUGCUGCUGCUGCCGACCUGCUUGGUCUCGAGUCGGUUGGCGCGGCGUCUGCCUCUAGUGGGAGACGCCGCUCUUGCAAGGGCAAGGGGGGCAAGGGCGCGGGUGGAGCUGGAGGGGGCGGUGGAGGUGGCGGUGGAGGCGGCGGAGGGAGUGGGGGUGGCGGCGGGAGUGGUGGAGGGGGUGGUGGUGGUAGUGGUGGCAGCGGCGGAGGAGGCGGCGGUGGUGGCGGCAGCGGUGGUGGUGGCGGCAGUGGUGGCGGUGACGGUGGGGGAGGCGGCGGCGGAGGAGGCGGUGGUGGCGGAGGAGGUGGAGCUGGUCGGGGCGGUACCCAGCAGCGGAGCGGCGGUGGUGGUGGUCAGCGCUCGCAGCAGCAGCAGCAGCAGCGUUCGCGCGACAUCCCUCCGCCCCAGCAGCUCCGUGAGUGGUACACUCGACGUCAGAGGGGUGGGGGUACAGGUCCUUGUACCUACGUCCUUCGCUCUGGCGACCGCGCGGGUGAGCAGUGUGGGGGUGCCCACCCCACCCAGCGCUGCUUUGGCCGCCUGACGGACGCUUGGCGUCAGCAGUUCCCCGGGGCUAGUGAGAUCCCUCGCUGGGAUGAGCUUCUUAGGGCUGGUGUAGCGAUCUUUGAUCUUGAUUUUGAUGCUAUCCUUGCUGCUAUGUAUGCUGUGAGUAUUGGUGAGGAGGGUGACUGUUACCGGUGUUUCCCGCCCGACCCGGGCAUUGGUACUGCUGCGCUAGGUGCUUGUGAGGCUGCUGCUCUAGGUGCCAGUGCGUCUGCGCUCUCAGGUGCUGGUGAGACUGCGCUCUCAGGUACUGCGUCGCCUUCGUCCUCCCUCACUUUCACACUUGACUCCGGGGCUUCUCGCUCCUUCUUUCGAGACCGCACCACCCUCACGCCGCUUGGCCGGCCGGUUGCGGUCUCCCUGGCUGACCCCUCUGGGGGUCCUGUCCUCUCUCACUUCUCCACUGUCCUCCCGUGUCCGGCUGCCCCCUCGGGCACCCUGUCUGGUCUGUACCUUCCCUCGUUCUCGACGAACUUGGUGAGUGGUGCGGACCUACAGGAUGCGGGGGUUCACCAGUUCACUCCUGCGAGUCAGCGGGUGACCCACUGCACGGACGCACGCACAGGCCGGCACCUGGCCACGUUCUCGCGUCGGCCGGGGUCGAGCCUCUACACCCUGACCACUACGUCUCCUCCUGUCCCUGCGUCUGGUCAGGUAGCUGCGUCAGGUCAUGUGUUUGCUGCUGCGUCCCGGUCAGGUCCUGAGUCUGCCCCCUGUUCGUGUCGCCUCCUGUCUCACGAGACUCUCCUGUGGCACCACCGUCUGGGCCACCCCUCCUUGCCCCGUCUUCGGAGCAUGGCUUCCCGUGUCCUUGUCUCUGGUCUUCCCCAGUCUCUCCCUCCCCUUCCUUCCGGGCCAGGACCUUCCUGUGUCCCCUGUGUCGAGGGGCGCCUCCGGGCUGCUCCUCACUCCUCCCAGUUCCCCCCGACAGAGGCUCCUCUGCAGACGCUUCACAUGGACGUGUGGGGCCCAGCCCCCGUCCGUGGGCAGGGUCACGAGCGCUACUUCCUGUUGGUUGUUGACGACUACUCGCGUUACACCACAGUCCUCCCCUUGCGCAGCAAGGGUGCUGUCACUGAGGUGUUGAUCGACUGGAUCCGCGAGGCUCGUCUCCAGCUCAGGAGGAGCUUCGGCUCGGACUUUCCUGUUCUGCGUCUGCACUCGGACAAAGGCGGGGAGUUCUCCUCUCGCCUUCUGCGAGACUACUGUCGUGCACGGGGGAUCCGCCAGACCUUCACGCUUCCGGACUCUCCACAGCAAAAUGGGAUUGCUGAGCGCCGCAUUGGCAUGGUCAUGGAUGUCGCUCGUACGUCCAUGAUGCAUGCGGCUGCCCCCCAUUUUCUGUGGCCGUUUGCGGUGAGGUACGCGGCGCAUCAGCUCAACCUUCACCCCAGGGUCUCUCGGCCCGCGAUGUCCCCAGUGUUACUGUGGACGGGGAAGGUCGGCGAUGCGUCUGCGUUCCGUGUCUGGGGAUCUCGGGCGUUUGUCCGCGACUUGUCUGCGGACAAGCUGUCCCCUCGUGCUGCUCCCUGUGUCUUCCUUGGCUUCCCCCCUGACGCUCCAGGGUGGCAGUUCUACCACCCCUCCUCUCGUCGUGAUCUGUCCUCCCAGGACGUCACGUUCGACGAGUCAGUCCCCUUCUACCGCCUCUUCCCCUACCGCACUCCUUCCCUUCCCCCACCACCGGACUUCCUUGUGCCGGUAGACGCACUUGACCCGGUCGAGGUUACUGGUGACUCUGGUGCUGCUGCGGGUGCUGAGCCUGGGGGUGCUGACUCUGGGGGUGCUGUGCGCGGGGGUGCCGAGCCUGGGGGUGCUACUGCGGAGGGUGCUGGGCCUGGGGGUGCUGACUCUGGGGGUGCUGUGCGCGGGGGUGCCGAGCCUGGGGGUGCUACUGCGGAGGGUGCUGAGCCUGGGAGUGCUGAGCCGGGGGGUGCUGUGCCUGGAGCUGCUGAGCUAGGGGGUGCUGCGUCUGGAGCUACUGGGCCUGGGGGUGCUGCGUCUGGGGCUGCUGAGCCUGGGGUUUCUCCUGGUGCUGCGUCUCGGCGGGAGCCCCUCUCUCCACAGGAGCUGCGCGAGUGGUUUGCUCGCCGCUGGAGGCGUGCUGCUGGAGCUGGAGCUUCUUCGACCGUCGAGGGUGCUGGUGCCGCCGAUCCCGGGGCUGCUGGGCCUGCGGGUCCUACUGGAGCUAGGGCUGCUGAGGGAGUUGGUGCUGAGACUACUGCUGUCUGUCCUCGCAGUGGUUCUCCUGCUGGUGCUACUGGAGGUCCAGCCGCUGGAGGUGUUGGUGGCGCUGGUGCUGCCGCUGAGGGUGCUGGUGCUGUCCCUGCUGAGUCUGGAGCUGCCGCGCGGCCUCGGUUGUACUUCGUUCCGCUCCUGCAGCAGGUUCUUGGUCUUUCUCCUCCGGUAGAGUGUCCAUAG